AGCGGGAAGUUGCUGUUGUGUACAUGUCAACUUCAGAGUAAAACAAAAGAAACAAAAUAUAGUUAAACGAACAUAUAUGUGUAUAUAUUAAUUGAAUAAUACAUAAAAAACAUGUAAAUAGAAGCCUCGCUUGGGCGAAUGUGUGCAAUAUCGUACAACUUACGUGUGAAUAUAAAGGCAUACGUAUGUACGGUCGUGUUUCUGUGAAUGUUCAUGUGUGUGUGUGUGUAUAUGUAUGUACAUACAAUUGUGAACUAUUUUAAACAACUACCUACAGACAUACAUACAUACAUAUGUACUACGUAAAGUGAAGUGAAGUGCAGUGCAGUUCGUCAAAAUGGCACACGAAGAAGAAGAAGAGGUGCGGUCGUUGCUUUUGAGACAUCAGGAGCGUAUAAUGCUCGAUCUCGGCAGCACGGAUAUGCUGGCUGUGCUGGUGAAAAACUCGGUGCUUAGUCAAUCUGAGGAAGAUUUAUUAGUGAAGUCAUAUCCGCCAGAAUCUACCGUUGUUGACACAGUGGCCGCGGAUGCGGAGUCGAACAGUGGAAUAGUAAAUGGCGAUCAAGGGAGCGACAAUCGAUCUCUGACGCCGAGUAAUAGUGGUGGAACGGAAGCGGUGCCCAGCUCGUCGUCGUCGUUACAAUACAAUUCGUUGAACGACGCAGACAUUCUGCGGAUGCAAUGCACCAAUCUAAUCGAGAUCAUAUCGAAAAGCGGAUUCGAGAAGUUCAAACAAUUCUGUUACGCCAUCGAAUGCGAGUGCCCACAGCUGAUUGAGGAUUUAAUUAACGAUCGCCUAAAAAGCGAUUCCACCAUCAUUAACAGUAGCCAAAGCGAUGAAAAGAUUCAAGAGCAAAUUAACACGAUCGAUGACACCAACAAAGAAGAGGAAAACGAUCGGAAUCGUCGUGCGAAAAGCUACGGUGGCGCCUCAUCUCCUCAUUCGGCGACCAUACCGCGUGCAGCACCGCGCCGUCUUCCGCUCAUGAAGGAACCCCCACCACCACCGCCCCCCAAGCCACAUCUGACAUUGAAAGCAUCGUUGCAGUCGUUGGACCCGCAUGCUUCCAAUAUCAUUCCCAGCAAGUUCCCGCACUCAGAGUACAAUCUUAUACACAAGACUGAUUCAAACAGCACUCUGACGGCGGCAGCGCAGUAUCAGACCCAAAACGUUUACGCCAAUACGGGCACUAUCUCUUCCACGAACGGCUACGGAUCGCUCUUGUGCCAUGCCAGCAACACUGGAAGUCCCCUGGCAGUACGCAAGCGCGACAAAUUACUCCAUCGGUUCAGCGAUGCCGCCACCCUCGGACGCAAGCUCAAGAAAAAGAAGAACACGAAUCGCACCUGCCGAUCCAUGACUGAGGCUAUUGAGAUGCUCGCCGAUCCAGUAAUCGAGGAUGAAUUUUUCGGUGAUCGCACUACAUGGGAAUACCAUACAGUUGCAGUGACGCGUGUGCCUGGUUAUGGCUUCGGUAUUGCCGUUUCCGGUGGGCGUGAUAAUCCCCACUUCGCCAAUGGAGAUCCCUCUAUCGCUGUGAGCGAUGUGCUUAAAGGCGGGCCAGCAGAGGAUCGUUUGCAAGUUAACGAUCGCAUUAUCUCCGUCAAUGGGGUGUCUUUGGAAAACGUUGAAUACGCCACCGCUGUGCAGGUGCUGCGCGAUAGUGGGAAUACUGUUACGCUCGUUGUGAAGCGUCGGGUGCCGGUUAAUGCUUCUUCGAAUGCGGUGCCACAACAACACCAGCACUCGAACAGCAUGAGCUCUGUCGGGCUGGCAAACGGCAGUGGCAGCGGUGGACUGUCCAACCAGACAUCGAUUGCUGGUGCCGUACUGCCCGGCGUAAGUCAGCCUAAUUCGCUGAACUCGUCCCUGGUACAGACUGCCAGCCAGUCCGGCCAGCCCAUCAAGGUCACGCUCACGAAGGGCAACAAGAAAGACGACUACGGAGUGGUGCUGGGCUGCCGGCUUUUCGUCAAGGAAAUAUCAGCUAAGGCGCGGGAGCAGUUGAACGCCAAUGGCUACUCCUUGCAGGAGGGAGAUGUCAUAACGCGUAUACACAACACCAAUUGUGGGGAUACAAUGAGCCUCAAAGAGGCCAAGAAGAUCAUUGAUGGGUGCAAGGAGCGCCUCAAUCUGGUCGUAUUGCGCGAUCUAACGAAUCAGGCAAUGGUUAGCCCACUUAACAAUUCGGGCCAACACGCGAACAUUUAUGCGACGCAUCAGCCGCAGGUCUCCAACUGCAGCAAUAAUCUGGACGACGCCUAUUUGCCCGGUGGAGCGAGCUACUCAUCACAGAAUCUCUACGUGCAGCCCCCGACACGCACCUCAAACGCACCAAUCAAUGGACUCACCGACGAGAAGAGUAAUCUGACCCCGCGUGGACGCUCCCGUGGUCCUCUGCUGGAUGGCGUUUCACUGCAACAGCUGGACCAGCCAGUGACGCCAACAAAUGGACGGGCACGUGUCAACGAACCACCGCGCCCGCCACCUCCACGCGGCAGCGGGGGCGGCGGCGUCAACGAAGACUUCUACAGCUCCAGACGGCAGCUAUACGAAGAGGACAACUUGGUCCGUAACCGUCAGUCCGCCGAGCCGCGCUUCAUUUCGUUCCAGAAAGAGGGCAGCGUUGGCAUUCGUCUGACGGGUGGCAAUGAAGCGGGAAUCUUUGUUACCGCCGUGCAACCGGGCUCGCCGGCUUCACUGCAGGGUCUGACACCCGGUGACAAAAUUCUCAAAGUCAACGACAUGGAUAUGCACGGAGUAACCCGCGAGGAGGCCGUACUCUUUCUACUAAGUCUGCAGGAUCGGAUCGACCUCAUCGUCCAGUACUGCAAGGAGGAGUAUGAGGAGGUGGUUACCAACCAACGCGGCGACUCAUUCCACAUCAAGACACACUUCCACUGCGAUAAUCCUUCCAAAGGCGAGAUGGCUUUCAAAGCCGGCGACGUGUUUCGGGUCAUCGACACACUCCAUAAUGGUGUUGUGGGCUCCUGGCAGGUCUUAAAGAUUGGACGUGGUCAUCAGGAAAUGCAACGCGGCGUCAUACCAAACAAGUCACGGGCUGAGGAGCUCGCCACAGCGCAGUUUAAUGCCACUAAGAAAGAAAUGAAUGCAAACGAAUCGCGAGGAAACUUCUUUAGACGUCGACGGUCCACACAUCGCCGCUCGAAGAGCCUCUCUCGGGAGAAUUGGGACGAUGUCGUCUUUUCCGACAGCAUUUCCAAGUUCCCCGCCUACGAACGUGUAGUGCUACGUCAUCCAGGCUUCGUGCGACCCGUUGUGCUCUUCGGACCGGUGUCUGAUCUGGCGCGCGAAAAACUCGCCAAAGACUUUUCCGAUAAAUUCUCGACACCGUUACAGGACGACGACAAAUCGAAUGGAAAGUGCCGCAUCGUGCGACUCUCCAAUAUCCGUGACAUUAUGGAUCGCGGAAAGCACGCCUUGCUGGACAUAACACCCAAUGCCGUAGACAGACUUAACUAUGCACAAUUUUAUCCCGUCGUGAUCUUCCUUAAAACCGAUAGCAAGCACGUAAUCAAGCAGCUACGCCACGGACUACCCAAAGCAGCCCAUAAGAGCUCCAAGAAAUUGCUGGAGCAGUGCACGAAACUGGAGAGACUCUGGUCCCACAUAUUCAGCACACAGAUCGUUUUGGGUAACGAUGAUUCGUGGUAUCGUAAGUUGCGGGAUGCAAUCGAUCUGCAGCAAAGCGGCGCUGUCUGGAUGUCCGAGUCUAAGCCCGUUGAGUCCCUAUCCGACGAUUUCCUAUUCCCCAUGACCACAUCCCGUUUGUCGUAUGCAUCAAGUCCUGAGUCUGACUUGGAACUAAGUCCCGGGCCAUCCGCAUCAUUGUCGCUUGGAAACUUACCGCAAUUGGUUAAAGCGAGCUCAGAUCCAUCAAUUGCAACUAAUCAGGAUAACUUGGAUAGGGAUAGAGACAUAAUUGGUGAAGGACUACCACCUCCAUAUACGGUACCCUAUGACCAUGGAGUGCAGCCGCCCUUGAAUCGCCGACAGGCCAUGGAGUCCAGCAAGUAUAAUCUGUACGGUAGCACUAUAGCCACCCAGCAGCAGCACCAGCCAUCAAGUGAUCCCUCUUCCAUCGCGCCACGCCCUCAACUAUUGUAUGGCACGAACGCCCCCGAUCUGCCACCACGCAUUGAUCGGCAGUCUAAGCCCGGCGAUAUGCCUGCCAACCUGACAGGCUCAUCGCGCCACAGCAGCUCGGGCGGAACUCUGGGUCGUAGCGCCCAGGAGCGUCUCUUCGGCAAGGCUGUUAUACAGGACGACGUGCAGGCCGAGUACAUGUCCCGCAAUGCCCUGGCCGGGGGCGACAGCGUCGAACGCCAGCAACAGCAGCAGCAGCAGCAACAACAGCACGCCUCGCUGGAGCGGCAGGCGCGCUUGAAUGCAGCCAUGGGUAGUCCCGCACAGCACAAAGCAACCAGCGGAACUUCCACCUACGACAGUGUUUCCAGCUACGAUUCGUAUAAUACGGCCCAACUGACGAUGCAAAACCUAGGUCGACUGGGUCCUAAUGCGCCCGAUGAUCUCAAAUCAGUGCCAAGUGCAAGUGCUCGACCAUUGCCGCCUGUGGGUCAGUUACACGAUUAUAGCCGCGUCCCGCACGACCAUCGCAGUUUCCCGGCGGCCAACGACUUGAAUCGCCAAAGCAGCCCAGCCAGACCGCAUUAUCACGAAAUGAACUCGUCGCGUAACAUAGAUCCACACAACGGCACGCCCCAGCGUCCCUCCCAUCUGGGCCUCGAAAGUAGUCCCCGCAAAGCAGUGGUUGAAACGAAAACGGAUUACGGCAAAUACAGUCGCAACAGUUCUGUUCCACAAGCCGAUUACAGCAAGCUGCCACAGAACGCGCUCGCGAACAACAGCCAACUGAACGAGACGAGUGCCACGCCCAGCAGCAAUGGCAGCGGUCCCUUCAAGCCGGUGCCGCCGCCCAAGCCGAAGAACUACCGGCCCCCGGUGCAGAGUGCCAGCAGCGGCAGUGGCGGAGGUACUCCCUGGGAGAAUGGGGAUUCCGGUUCACCACGUUCACCGAACGGCUUCUUUUAUCCACCCACACCAUCCCAUCAUCAUUACACACAGCAGACGCCGAGCUCUCCCCAGCAGGGCCAGGCAGCCAAUGGGCAUAGCACCUAUGGCGGCGGAAAUGGAAACUAUGGCCAAGCGCCACUAUCGCAGCAGCAGUAUACGGCUGCCAAUGGCUACAAUGGCAGCAGCAACAGUCAUCAUUAUAAUGGCGGUAGCGGCACAGGUCCAUAUAUAGCACCACACCGAGGCAUUCCACCCCCGAUUGGUAACUUACCACCCCAAACACCCGAACGUAAUGCCCUCGAUCUGGCCGGCAGUCGAGAGCAGCGGGGCUCGGCAUUCGAAUUGUAUCGUAAACCCCAAGCCGGAGCAGCUGCGGGGCACCAUCACAAUAUGAGCGAUGUGGAGCCAGAACAUUACAAGGAAUACUUUGCCAAGCCGCCGCCUCCUCCAAUGGGUUACAAUAUGCAGCGUUCCCACUCGGCGCCGCGUUACCCCAACGAACGACCCCAGCACCAACACCAACAACAACAACAACACCAAUCCCCACACCAUCCCCAUCCCCAUCCCCAUGAUCCGAACUACUACAGCCACUAUGCUGUGCCACAGCAGUAUUACGACGAUCAUGGCUUGGAGAUGGCGCCACCACUGCCUCCGCAUAAGAAGAAGAAAUCGAUGCUCAAGAGCCCCCUGACUGCGCUGAAGAAUGCGUUGAUUAAGUCCACCCGGCCACUGCGCCGAAUGAACAGUAUGGUCGAGCCGGAGAGGAAGUCGAAGGGGCUGCGGCGUCAGCAGUCGAUGCUCGAACGCAGUCUGCCUCGUCCCUACUAUCCCGACGAAUAUCCCACGUAUCCGGCCCGGUACCCCGAACGUCCAGGAUACGCCCCUGGUGGCGAGAAUUACUAUCCGGGAGGACAGCCAACGCCGUACAUGCACCAUUAUGGCGCGCAAAACAUGAACAGCACGUAUCAGAAUCUAGAGAGCGAGGACAUCUAUGGCAACAUAGACAGCAGGACAACAGGACGCAUGCCAAAUGCCGCACAUAAUGGUUAUAGUAGCUACGAGCAAUACGAUCUUUAUGCGAAUCGGGCAUGCAUCGAUCUUGAGCGGCGCCAGGCAGAGGCGUCAGCAGCAGCGGCGGCUGCCUCCCGAAAUGGACGUGGCAUUGUGCGUCGUCACAGCACCACAACGGCGGAUCGCGGUGGUGGCUCCUAUCGACGACCCAUGCCCACAGCAAGUCCCGGUUACGAUAACGAUGUAAAGCACAUUUAUCAGGGCGGCCAGGAGAAUGGUGCUUUGCUGGAGCAGCGACGUGCUCCGAACUCGGAGGUAAUGGCACGGCGGCGCUUCUAUCCUGGCGCUGCCAAUGAGCAGUGCGAGGAGCCGCUUUACCAGUCCCGGCGGGAAAUGCAGCGUGAGAUGCAACGAAAUCAUCUCUACCAGUCCAAACGCGAAAUGCAAGAGCGAAUUUCUCAGGGCAAGCGCGAUAUGGAACGCGAAUUUAGUCCACAGAGCAGCAGUCAGUCGGAGUACGAUGAUCGAUCGGAGCGUUCGGAAUCGAACUACCUGCCUAAGCGAGACAUAAAGGAGGGCGCACUGAAAACACGCACCCAGCUCAGAGAGCAGAUUUAUCAGACGCGGCGAGAGGCUUUGGAGAGCAUGGCCGAGCCGAUCUAUGUGUCGAAGCGGGAUGUGGGGCGACCGGCACCGAUCUACGAGACGCGAGAAGAGAGCAUUCUGCAGUCGCGCGAGAAUGAGACCGACGAAAAGAAGGAGGGCAAAACUGAGGUGCAGGUAGAGAUCAACGCUCAGCAAGUUUCCGAGGAGGACGAGACAACACUAAGUCGCUCCGAUUUGCAAAAGUCAUCGGAUACUGUAAUUGAAAACACAGCGGUGUCUCCAAACCCAAUGCAACAGGGACGGGCACCGCUCGUGGAGAGCGAAGUGGAUGACGAUGAAGAGUUAGACGAAGCCAAGCUUGACGAGUCCACGGAGAAUGCUACGGCCAUUGAGACUAACAAGCACAACGAGGGUAUGUUGAUGAGCGACACACAAACUAACUCGGACGUGCUUGAAGAGCAGCCUGUGAUCAAUGAACUAACCGAACAACCAGACCCAGUACCGGCCCCAGUCCUCCCACGUGCUUCACGUGCACCCUUCCAUAUUUCGAAUAUAUUGAAGCGGACAGCGCCGCCGCCGACAUCGGCCAUUGGCGAUAGUUCCACCUCGAUUGAGACCCAGUACACAUCGCAAGCGAGCCUUCGCGUAGGUCCUCCGAAUGCGACUAGCACACCGUUUAGCAGCAACAUGUCCUUGCCGAUGGCCGGUCCAGUGCGCACGCCAGGAUCCGCACCGCCCGACUCUGCAGCCAAUGGGCCCUUCCCAGGUGUGCCGCGCGAGCCGAGCACCACACGCGGCAUCUUCGACUCCAAGGGUGGCACGCUCGCCGACAAGGUAUGGCCACAAGUGUGGCUGGAGAUACCGCCGGGCGCCAUUCCCCCUGGAGUGCGCCAGGAGAUCUAUUUUACGGUUAGCGAUCCGCGCCUGGGGCAAGCAGAGGGCGGCCCUCCAUUGGAUAUGGAAAAUGGUGAGACAAUGCUGUCACCCCUCGUUAUGUGCGGUCCUCAGGGCCUAGAGUUUUUGGUGCCUGUAACCCUCAAUAUACCGCAUUGUGCAGGACGGACCGCUUCCCUGGGUCUGGCCCUAAAGGCGACCGACAGCGAGAAGAAUCUGCACACUCAGUGGGACAACAUCGAUCUGCCGAGCAAUGCCGCAGCACACACGGUGUCCGUGAAGGUGGAUCACUUCUAGAGAUACACGCAUAUAUGUAGUUUCAUUUAUUCACACACACAUAGUAAUUUAUAAAGGGCGAUCGCCGAUUGCUGAUCGAUAUAAACAGAAUUGUAUAUAAUUUCAUAUGUAUUUGUUAGCAAAAACUUCAGAGCUACUACCAACGGAAAAGAUUUAAGAAGCCAAAAUUCAGCUUUUUAAUAAAUUGUUUAUAUUUGUUUAAUAGGAA
Messenger RNA from Scaptodrosophila lebanonensis, 8072 nucleotides. RefSeq names its product tight junction protein ZO-2 (gene pyd). The transcript has 15 exons. Gene Ontology annotation, biological process: cell-cell adhesion; cell-cell junction organization; protein localization to cell-cell junction. Gene Ontology annotation, molecular function: cell adhesion molecule binding. The coding region runs from base 338 to 7864 and encodes 2508 amino acids. The record is from RefSeq and is a predicted model, not a curated record. Gene Ontology annotation, cellular component: bicellular tight junction; plasma membrane. NCBI's taxonomy places the organism in Eukaryota, Metazoa, Arthropoda, Insecta, Diptera, Drosophilidae.